Molecule: messenger RNA, 1875 nt
Organism: Cryphonectria parasitica EP155
Lineage: Eukaryota; Fungi; Ascomycota; Sordariomycetes; Diaporthales; Cryphonectriaceae
Product: FAD-linked oxidase-like protein
Exons: 1
Coding region: 1-1875 (624 amino acids)
Biological process (GO): lactate catabolic process
Cellular component (GO): mitochondrion
Molecular function (GO): D-lactate dehydrogenase (cytochrome) activity; D-lactate dehydrogenase (NAD+) activity; FAD binding
Source: RefSeq, a predicted model, not a curated record
AUGGAAGCCAGCAGAGAAGAACAACCUACACUCCCUCCCAGCCUAGAGGAUGUUUACUCAGGUAGCCCCUUGCGGCUAUCCAAAGAAGCCGACACAGUUAAGAAGCUACUAGGUCAGGGUCGGACGCUUCCUGUCAAGCAAUCACGGCGAUCGAGCCUCCGCUUACCUUCAGACGUGACGCUCGAGGCCUUCCAGGAUGCAGUACAAGACCUCAAGACACAGAUCGGCCCGGAUAAUGUCGUCGUGAACGACGCAGAGCAGCUUCAAGAUGGCUGGUAUCUCGAGUCCCCCAACACCCACGACGCCUUUCACAUCAUCGACCACGACGAGCUCGUCGCCAGCGCGCUCGUCUACCCAGGGUCCACCGAGGAGGUCCAGGCCGUCGUCCGUUGGGCCAACAAGUAUACCAUGCCCAUCUAUCCCAUCUCGCUGGGGAGAAAUCUCGGUUACGGUGGUGCUGCGCCUCGAAUUCCUGGCGGCGUUGUGGUCGACCUGGGAAAGAGAAUGCACUCAAUUCUCAAGAUUGAUGCCGAAAACGCGAGCUGCGUCGUGGAGCCGGGCGUCACCUACUUCAAGCUCUACGAGGAGAUCCAAAAGCGAAACUUGGCCCUCUGGAUCGACACGCCUGACCUGGGAGGAGGCAGCGUCCUCGGCAACGCCCUCGACAGAGGCGUAGGAUACACGCCGUACGGAGACCACUUUGCGAACCACUGCGGCAUGGAGCUGGUACUGCCCAACGGCGAGCUCCUUCGCACGGGGAUGGGGGCGAUGCCAGGGCCCGAGGGCGAGGACAACCCUACAUGGCAGUCAUUUCAGCACGCGUACGGCCCUGCGGUCGAGGGCAUCUUCUCGCAGAGCAACUUUGGCAUCGUGACCAAGAUGGGGUUCCACCUGAUGCCGCCGACGGGCCACCAGAGCUACUGCCUGACCUUUCCAAGGGACGACGACUUUGGGAAGAUUGUGGACAUCAUCCGCCCUCUGGCACAGCAGCGCAUCCUCGGGAACAUCCCACAGCUGCGUCAUGUCAUACAGGAACUGAACGUCACCGGAAACCCCAAGGCCACAUUCUGGUCCGGCACGGGGCCCAUGCCCAGAGAAGACGUUGCCAGCGCGUCAAGAAGCCUCCCGCUGGGCGAGUGCUCCUGGGUGUUUUACGGCACGCAGUACGGCACGCCCGAGUCCAUCCAGAGCCAGCUCGACCUCAUCAAGGAGGCCUUCACCUCGCAGAUCCCAGACACCCGCUUCUUCCUGCCCCGAGACGUGCCGGCCUCGCACUACCUCCACUCCCGCGCCCUCGUGUGUGCCGGCGUGCCCGUGCUGACCGAGCUCAACUGGCUCAACUGGGUCCCCAACGGCGCCCACCUCUUCUUCUCGCCCAUCGCGCCCACGCGCAGCCAGGACGCCCGGACCCUGCACGACAUCAUCGCCACCCUGCACGCCCGGCACGGCUUCGACCUGUUCCCCACGCUCUGCGUCGCGGGCCGGGAGAUGCACUACAUCGCCAACAUCGUCUACGACCGGGCGGACCGCGAGGAGAAGAGGCGCGCCGUGCGGCUGAUGCGCGACAUGAUUGCUGCCUGUGCCGCCAGGGGGUUUGGCGAGUACCGCACGCACCUGCUGUUUGCGGACCAGAUUGCCAGGACGUAUGGCUGGGGCGGACAGGCGCUCCUGCGGCUGAACGAGACUAUCAAGGAUGCUCUGGAUCCCAAGGGGAUAUUGGCGCCUGGGAGGAAUGGGAUCUGGCCGAGGAGGUUUCGGGGGAGAGGCUGGGAGCUUGGGGAGGAGGAUGUGGACAUGGAGACGGUUGGGCCGCGGAAAAAGAAGGAGGAGGAAGAGGAGCUGGAGGGUGUGUGUGGGAAUGGGGCUUCCAGCUAG